Messenger RNA from Loxodonta africana (African savanna elephant), 9053 nucleotides. It is a transcript of the gene MAFF, whose product is annotated as MAF bZIP transcription factor F. The transcript has 3 exons. Bases 8421 to 9053 code for a protein of 210 amino acids. The record is from RefSeq and is a predicted model, not a curated record. NCBI's taxonomy places the organism in Eukaryota, Metazoa, Chordata, Mammalia, Proboscidea, Elephantidae. Gene Ontology annotation, molecular function: DNA-binding transcription factor activity, RNA polymerase II-specific; RNA polymerase II cis-regulatory region sequence-specific DNA binding. Gene Ontology annotation, biological process: regulation of transcription by RNA polymerase II; regulation of epidermal cell differentiation. Gene Ontology annotation, cellular component: nucleus.
UAACCGGGAGGGUCUCCGCGCCCGGGGACGUGCUGGGGUUGGGGCACCGGGCCCAGGUAUCCGUCUCCGGCCCCCAGCAGGUGGGGAGGCCAGAACUCUGGCACCCAGACGGGGUCGUGGCUGGCUGGGCGGAUGGAGUCGAGGUGGGGCCCCUCUCGGGGCGCCGGGUCUGGGUGCAGUGAGGCCGGGAGGCAGGGGCGUGCGGCUGCAGAGCUCAGCGUCCACCAGGCGGGGCGGGUGCCGUGCGCACGGACGUGACUCGGGUAGAACAGACCCUGGCCAGGAGCCCGCGGCCGUGCGUGCGCGGUUUGUUUACGUCUCGGGGCGCGCGGGCGUGUUUUUCUGGCCCGGGUCCUGGUAUCCUGCCCAGGGCGGGUACGCGGUGUACAGCGUGCGUGCUUGCCGUGUGUAUGUGUACACGCGCGUGCAUGUGUGUGUGCCGCGUGUGUGUGUACUGUGUGUACGAGUGUGUAUACCGUGUGUACUGUGUGUGCGUGCGUGCGUGUACGUGUGUGCUGUGUGUGUGCGCUUGUGUACCGUUUGUGUACCGUGUGUCUCUGUGCGUGUGUACACGCACAAGCUCCCUGGCCGGUGAAGAGUCUGGGACCUGUGUCCUAGCGUGUGUACCUCGGAGAGCGUGUGCCCUGGGAGUAAAUUCGGAAUGAGGACCCCGGCGAAGAAAGCGGCGCCGCCUGUGGCCACACCGGGUCUGGGAAUCCUUGCCUGGGCCGCCCCUUUCCCACCAGCCAGUGGCGGCCGGGCCCCCUGCUCUCCCCGGAGUUUCCCUGCGCUACUGUUACCACCGUGUGACCGCGCGUUUGUCCCCCGCCCAGAGCUGAAGCCUGCCGCCACUGGGUGGGGCGAGGUAUCAAAGACACCGCCCGGCUCAAGUGGCGGCGGAGUGAGUGGUACCACACCUCGCCCCAGCACCCUGGUGGAUCUGGCAACGAAGUGGGCUAGAGACCUGAUCCUUGUCCCCAGGUUUCCAGGCUCCCUGGGGAGGGCGCUGCCUUGGGGCUCCCGUGGCCCCCUAGGUCUGCCCAGCCCAUAGUCUCAGGAGAAACAGGAAGGGCCAGAAAACUCUCAGUAAAGAAGGUCUUUGGAGGCUUCUUGCCAUGACUCCUCUGGGUGGUUCCUCUGGGGUCCGGAGGCUGUACCUGCAGGGCUGGGGGCUGAGUGAGACCAGAGGAGGUGGUGGAGCUGGUUCCCGCUCUCCUGGUGGUUCCAGUUCACAGGUGGUACUAGUCAGACAGAUUGACAGCUGGACCCCAGGAACUAGUUGACAGACCUGUGCCAGCCACCAACACGGAGUCCCCACCCUGGGCCAGGGAGAGUCAACAGGCUUGGUGCAUAUAAAAGGUUAAUGUGUGAGGGUGGGGCCGCAGACCUAGCCCUCUCCCCCCACUGUUGUUAGCUGCCCUCCCUUGAGUGGGUGCAGAGUAGAACUGCUCCAUAGAGCUUUCAAGGCUGUGACUUUUCUGAAGCAGAUCACCUGGCCUGUCUUCCUAGGUGCCUCUCUCUGGCUGAGUUCAAAGUGCCAUCCUAUAGGGUGGCUAUGAGUUGGAAUGGACUCCACGACAGCAGGGUUUAGGCUACUAGUCAAGGCCUUAACUGUUCGAGCCACUCAAGGAUUUCUCCCCGCCCCCACCCCACCCAUCGGUCCUGCUGAAAGCUCCUGUUUAGCCCAGUGGCCUGAGGGAAGGGGGGGGGAGGGCGGGGAAUGCUAGGGACUCCUUGGCCCUAUUCUGCCCUCCCUGUCCCUCGCACAGACAGGGCUACAGAAUCAUGGAAGAUCUUUCGUCUUUCAAUCUUUGAGCCCUGAUGAGCUCUGCUACCAUAGCUGGGAGCCUCAGUGUCCCCGUCUGCAGCAGCAGGCACAUCCAGACUGGCAAGCUGUGGGUAGGGUGAGGAAUGUUUGGGCGGCCUCUACACACAGCCUGUUUUCCAGGGGAAUUGUGGCAGAGAAAGAAGGCCGGGAGCCGGGGGUGUCCAGGAAUAUGUGGGGUCUGAGUACAAAGUGGAGGCUGUGGCCAGGAGCAUAGGAACCAAGCAGGCUACCCUCAAAACUGGGUAGGAACCCUCCCCUCAGAGGGCCGGGGGUCAGGGAGGAGGGAAAGUGGCCGUUUGGCGCAGUCAUAGAUGGAAAGUUUGCACUGAAAGUUUAACCUCCUGUUAAAUCACUCCUGGGCCUCCACUAGGGGUUUGGACUCAGCAUGGGCUCCCUCAGCCCCAGUGCCUGCAUAGUCACGGGCCAGGUGCUGAGGGCAAGAUGGUGAAUAAAUGAGACCCGGAGCCUACCCUCUGGGAGCUUACAGUUAAGUAGGGGAAAGAAACAAAGAGCUGGGAUGCUGGGCAUGAGGGGGCAGGCAUUGGGUUUUGAAAGUAUAUAACAGGACCUCUGACUUACCAGAGCCCUGGUGGCACAGUGAUUAAGAGCUUGGCUGCUAACCAAAAGGUCAGCAGUUCAAACCCACCAGCCACUCCUGGAAACCCUGUGGGGCAGUUCUACUCUGUCCUAGAGGCAACAGGUUUGGUUUCUGGUCUUUUACUUAACCAGGGCAAUCAAGGAAGUCUUCCUUGAGGAGGUGACUAGUGAGCUGAGUUCUCCACUUGAGUGAUGAUAGUCUGUGGGGCCCUGGAGGGCAGAGACUGUGUCUCAUCUUUGGGCCUUUCAGGACCCAGUCUGGCACACAGUAGGUGUUUCAUGGAUGUAUGCUGAAUGAAUGAAUGAAUGAAUGAGCACUGGACCCAUGUCUGGGAAGGCUGUGGACACAUGGAGAAAAAAGCCUGGGAGCCCCAGGGAAGCUGGAAGCCUGGGCAGGAGCUGUAGGAUUCUUGGAGCAGCCCCCCUAAAGCAAGCAGAUCCUUCAGGGCUCAGGGGACACCCUCCCUCACACACACGCACACACACACACACACACACACCUUGGCUGCUCGUUUGGAGAACAUGCAGGGACAGUAGAAUUGACUGGCCAUUCAUUCAUUUGUUGCUAGCCUGCGGAUUCUGGAAGGCAGAAGAGAGAGAAUGUGGUGGAGGCCUGAGGUCCCCACUGUGUGGACUGUGAGGGUUGGGAGGACAGGCAAGACUGGGGGCCUGAGACCAGAGAGGAAGGUGGUCAUAGUUCUGCUGAAAGAGGAAGAAAUCUCUGGCCACCCAGGUGGAGAAGAAGAGAGUCAAGGCUCAUGGUCUCUGAAUUUGUUUUCAAGCCCCUGCCUCCAGGAAGCCUUCACUGAUUUCCUCUACCUUCCUCAAAGGCCUCCACUGUACUGGUGGCCUUGGAGCUUCAUUUGGGGCUCAAAUCUGACACUCUAAACUCUAAACUCUGAGAUUGUUGGUGCUGGAAGUCACCUUAGGCUCAGUGGAGUUUUGGCAUGUUAGGAAACUGAGGCCCAGAGAGAGACAGUGAUGUGCCUGAAGUCACAGCGUGAGCGUGAGUGGGUGGCAGCAUAGGGCUGGAACCCCAGCCCCUGCUUCCCUGUGGUGCUGGGUUCUUCCAGCCUUUUUUCCCUCCCAGGAGGGAGGAGGCUGUACCCGUGCUGGCUGCCAAGGCCCAGGAAAACACAUUUUUUCCCUCUGUCCUCACAGAGCAAGCAAAAUGGCUUGGCAGCCAGAGAGGAGCCGGUGCCAAUGGGUGGGCCGCCUGCAGGAUGACUCUGGAGUGGAUUGGGGGGAGAGUGCAGAGGGGUGUAGUAGGAAGGCUGCUGACUGGGCAAGGCAGCUGUCAAUCUCCCCAAGAGUAAGCUCCCUCUCAAAGCCUCCAAAAGAAUGCUAGGAACCUGCAGACCCAGGACGUCAGCUCUGCUGGCCUGUACGUGAAGAGGAGAGGCUGACAUUGAAGGAAGAACCCUGAGCUGGGGACAAUCCCUGGGUUCCAGCCCACAGCUGCCACCAAACAGCUGUUUGUUGCCUUAUUUGCAGAACAAGGGGAUUGGAACAAUUGUUGGCACCGGCCCUUACAGACCCUGCCAGGCCCAGGGUCAGCAGACUGGCAGAGGCAGCCUGGCGGAGAACGCAGGCCCCUGGGCUGGGGUUGGAAGCUGAAAGCCUGAGGCUGUCGAAAACUUCCCCCUUCUUAGGACUUUCCCUCUGUGACUGCUUGACUCUGCUGAGCCAGGACAUUCCUGGGCAAACAUGGGUGCCUCAGCUGACAUCCAGGAUGCAGUCAGGGGGCUGAGGCUAAAGCAGGAGGGGGCAGAGGAAAGGAGGGAAGAAAAGGUUCAAAACCUCCCUAAGGCCGGAAAGUACUUAGAAUCACAGCCAGCUGAGUGGAUGGGACCUUUCAGCCAUUAUCUAGAAUAGGGGAUGGAUGGUCUACUCUGGAAGGCUGUGUUGGGAAGGAUCCUGAGGCUGUGUCCAAGCUCAAGGGAAAACAGGGUUGUGUUGGGAAGGAUUCUGUCUAGCUAACCUCAGUGGGAAAAAGCGCUGUGACUGAUUAGUGAUGUCUGUCUGUAUUAGGAGUGGAGGGAGAGCUAAUAGGGAGGUGAGCUAACCAUUUGCCGCUCCUGGUCUGAUUUAUGGAGCCCUGGUGGCGCAGUGGUUAAGAGCUCUGCUGCUAACCAAAAGGUUGGCAGUUUGAAUCCACCAGACACUCCUUGGAAGCCCUAUGGGGCAGUUCUACUCUGUCCUAUAGGGUCACUAUGAGUCAGAAUCGACUCGAUGGCAAAGGGUUUGGGUUUUUUUUGUUUGGUCUGAUUUAAGCCUCUUGUGUUUUAUGCACAAAUAGCUCUCGUGUGCACCGCACUUUUCUGCCUUCAAAGCACAUUCAUAUAUCUUAUCUAAUCUGUACGGAGACAAGUAUUACUAUGAGCAUCUCCCUUUACAAGUGAGGAAACCAAGGCCCAGAGGGACAAACGACUUAUCCAAGGGGUCAGGCCACACCUCCGAGGUUUUGGACCAGCCACAGCAUCCAGUACUCAACAGGCUGUCAUUACCUACCUAGGGAGAGGCUUCCCCUCCUCCACCAGAUCUCUCUGGCUUCCUGGGCAUCACCUAUCACUCCAGCUCCUGCUCCCCAAGCAGCUGGCCAAGAGGGGCUUGGAUAUUUGCAUGUUGUUUGCAUAUUCCUAGCAAGCUCAACACCAAUCUUAGCAUAGCAGAGCUGGAGCGGCCUUGGAGAACAGCAAAUCCAGCCUCCUCUUCACAAGGGUAGGGAAAUGGGGCCGAGAGAGGGUGCCCUGCCAGGACUACCAUGGGAGGAGGCAUGUGAGUCAGUGCAGCCUCAGGCCUGCUGGCUGUGUGACCCUGGGCUACUCUUGAGUUCUCUGAGUGGUGCCUCACAGAGUCUAUGGAGGCCCAAGGAGAUAAGCUCUAGACACAGUCCUGGAGUCUUUCCAGGUGUUCAGAGUUCCUCCUUCUUUGGGGGAAGGCAGUCACUCCCCCACUGUCUGACUUCAGGCCAGAGCUGCUCCUCUCUGGGUCUCCACCUCCCCUUGGGUACCAUGAGGAGGUGGCCAGGUGAUCUCAAAGGUCCUUUCCUGCUGUUCCCCAGGUGACCUUGGCUGGCCAGGAGAUGGUGAAUCAGAGUGAGGCCCCAGUGCUGGCUGCAGGCCUGGGUGCUUCUCUCCUCUGGAUGGACUCUGCAAUUCUAAUAUCCCCCCACCCCCAUGCCCAUUGUCUUCCACAGUUUAAGCCAUUUCCACCUAUAUUAUCUCUUUGGAUUCCUCUCACCCAAACCCUGUGAGGUAGGGAUUGUUCCCAUCCUACAAAUGGGAAAGUAGAGGCCCAGGGAGGUGGAGUAGCUUUCCCAAGGUCACACAGCCUAGAGAAAACAGAGAUGGGACUCAAACCCAGGCUCUGAAUCCAGUGCUCCUUUCCUGUUUCCCACACCCAACCAGGGGGUCAAGCGUCAUGUGGAAGGAACUUUCUAGUCUCUUGUCUCCUUGCAUCUGCGUACUACUCCGGCCAAGCCGGAAACACAGAGGGCAGACAGAAAGGAGGCGGAAUUGGAGAUGAGGGCCAGCAGGUGUUUCUCUUAGACGCAUUCAACUAGGCUUGGGCUUGAAACGCAGUUCGGUCACUGACAAGCUGGGUGACAGUGUCAGAGACGCCACCACCCCCGUCUGGUGGGGAGAAGGAAACAGAGCAUUACAACACGGGGAAAAGUGCGGGGUGGGAGGUGUCUCACAAGUCCUGGGGUCAGGGAGGGCUUCCUGGGGGGGCAGAAGGAGGAGUAGGAGUCUGCCAGGCAAGGAAGGAAGAGGGGGUGCUCAGAGGCAAGAAAACAUGGGAUGUGAGCAACUAGAACUGAAAGAAGUUCUUGGUGACUGGCGUGCAGAAUGGAAGCAGGAGUGGCUGGAGGUGAGCCUGGGGCUGGACACCAGGCUGGGUGCCACGUGGCUGGGGCUAGAACCCAGGACAGUGGGGAGCCAUGGAAGGUGUUAAUUUGGGGGGGCGGGGCAGUGGAGUGGACAGGGGUUGGAAAUUCUAAAUUGAAUGAGAACAUAAGAUUUGAGGAGAGACUUGAAGGCAGUGAGGUCGCAAACAUUAUCUGGAUAUCUGGGGGAAGAGAGUGCCUGGCACAGGGAACAGCCAAUGCCAAGGCCCUGAGGAGGCGCAUGCUUGGUGUGCUGGAGGACCAGGAAGGAGGCCGGUGUGGCUAGAGCAAACUGAGCAAGGGGGAGCAUAACAGGAGAUGAAGCCAGAGAGGCACAUGUUGGGAAGGGGAUCAUGCGGCAUCUUAUGGGCCAUUGUGAUGACUUCGGCUUUGACUCCAAGUGAGAUGGGAGCCACGGGGCUGUUCUAAGAGUGACAUGAUCUCAUUUAACACCCAUUCAUCCCAUGUCACCCACGGGGAGACUGAGGCAUGGAGAGGCUAACUGCUCUGCCAAAGUCCCACAGCUAAUGAGUGAGAUGACCUCCAAAAGGCCCCCGCAGUAUCUGGGGCAAAGUUCACUCACGUUCUAUUUCAUCAGUGUCCCCUGGAGACACAGCGGGGCCUGCUGAGUCUGUCAGAGGCAGAGUUGAGGCUGUGAGGUUGGCCCCACAGAUAGCUUGAACAGCCAGGGCCGGAACUCAGGCUUGUGCCCCUGCUCUGUGUCACGCUGGCUGUUGCUAAGAAUAAUUUAUGGAUUCACCAUCCCACUUCAGGACCCCUCUUCCUCCCCUGUUCUCCUUUGUACCUUAUCACAGUCCCCUCCCCAUGGGGUUAUCAGAUGAGGAAACUCAGGCUAACACUGAAUGGGGGAGAAGAUCAGAUCAACUGAGGGCGGAGAGGAUCACUGCUUUCAAGGGGACUUUGGGAGUCGGUCCCCUACCCCAACCCAGAGGAACAACUCUUGAAAUGUACCUUCUAAGAGAUUUUAUUAACGGCUGUCUCGCCAGUGCCAAGCACAUGCCUGGCAAAUAGUAGAUGCCCAGUAUUUGUCAAAUGAACACGGGGGCUCCCAAGUCCACGGGGGAGGCAUCAGAGGCCGGUGGGCUCCUCAGCAGUCUAGGUUAGGGUAGGGUUGAAUUCCUGCAGGGCACCCCCAGGUGCCAGGAGCUUUUCCAAAUGCACAGGUUGGGUCUGAGGGAGGCUGGGGUGAGAGUGGGAGAGCUGGUCAUGUUGUUUCUUGAUGGGUGAUUUCUCUGGCUGGUUGGAUGGGUGUAUCACUCUGUGAAAAGUCACUGACUUGUACACGUACCACCUAUGACCUGGGCACCUGUUUGUGUCUAGGUUAUCCUUCAGUGACACAUUUUAAAAAAAUAUAUCAAAUAUACCUGUCUGGACCCCAUGUGGAAGAAUGGGGGGGCGGGUCCAUUCACUGGAUGUAUAUUCAUUGAGAGCCUUCUAUAUGCCAGGCACUGAUUUAGGCAGGCAAGGCCUUAGCCCUCAGGGACCCACAUUUUGGUGGAGGAGGGGUGGGAGGAACAGAUUGACCAUAAACAUGUAACCAAACAUGAGAUAACUGCAGAGGACAUGAGGGCUAUGACUGUUAAUAAGCGGGGUUAUACGAUGUAACACCUGGUGAGUCCUGGUAGCACAAUGGGUAAGCGCUCAGCGGCUAACCAAAAGGUUGGUGGUUCAAACCCACACAGGAGCUCCACAGGAGAAAGCCUGGCGAUCUGCUCACAUAAAGAUUAAAACCAAAAAUGAGACCAAAUCCGUUGCUGUCAAGUCAAAGCUGACUGACAGCGACCCUACAGGACAGAGUAGAACAGCCCCAAAAGGUUUCCAAGCAGCGGCUGGUGGAUUUCAACUGCUGACCUUUCGGUUAACAGCCAAGCUUUUAACCACUGCAUCACCAGGGAUCCCUCCUAAAGAUUACAGCCUAGAAAACCCUAUGGGGAAGUUCUACUCUGUCACAGGAUCGCUAUGAGUUGGAAUCGAUGAUGACACCUAACAAGAAGAACAACAUGACGUAACGGGAGGGGGUAUUUUAGCCAAAAUGGUCAGGGAAGACCUCUCUGAGGGGGUGGUUAUUGGGCAAAGACUUAACUGAUGACGUUGGAAGAUAGGAGGGAAGAUAACAGCAAUGUGAGCGGCAAGUGCAAAGGCCCUGAGGCUGGAACAAGCCAUUUAAGGAGGACACUGUGGCUGGACCACUGGGACAGAGGAAGGUCUCCAACCCAGAGGGCACCCACUGCAAACAUGUCUGUGGACCCCUUGUCCAGCAAAGCUCUGAAGAUCAAGCGCGAGCUGAGCGAGAACACGCCGCACCUGUCGGACGAAGCGCUGAUGGAGCUGUCGGUGCGUGAGCUCAACCGGCACCUGCGCGGGCUCUCGGCCGAGGAGGUGACUCGGCUCAAGCAGCGGCGCCGCACGCUCAAAAACCGCGGCUACGCGGCCAGCUGCCGCGUGAAGCGCGUGUGCCAGAAGGAGGAGCUGCAGAAGCAGAAGUCGGAGCUGGAGCGCGAGGUGGACAAGCUGGCGCGCGAGAACGCCGCCAUGCGCCUGGAGCUGGACGCGCUGCGCGGCAAGUGCGAAGCGCUGCAGGGCUUCGCGCGCUCGGUGGCCGCCGCCCGCGGGCCCGCCGCCCUCGUGGCGCCGGCCAGUGUCAUCACCAUUGUCAAGUCCGCCCCCGGCCCCGCCCCCGGCCCCGCCUCCGGCCCCGCCCCCGCCGCCUGCUCCUAG